AUGGGGCGAGCACGAUAUGAGACUAUCAAGUUAUUAGACACGAGGGACCACAGGGAACUCGCAAUCACGGUGUACCUUGGUUCAGUCGUGUAUGCGUUAUACCUUCACCCAUUGAACAAGGUACCAGGCCCAAAGCUCUAUGCUAUCUUCCGCAUCCCAUGGAUCCGAGAUUGGCUUUCAAGACGGUUGCAUGUCUCUGUGCAGCGACUGCACGAGAAGUACGGUCCUAUCGUCCGAGUCGCGCCGGACGAGGUGUCAUUCAUCACUGCCGCUGCAUGGAACGACGUGUAUGGGCAGAAAGUGGCCAAGUCCCUUAUCCGAGACGGCAAGUGGUAUGCGAACCUCACCGAAGGGCAGGAAGUCAUCAUCGUCGCCUCGGAGGCGGAUCACAUGCGCUUUCGCAAGAUCUUCGGGCCAGCGUUUGGCGAGAAGGUCUUGCACGAAAGCAGGUCGGUGAUUAUGAGCAAUAUCGAUCUGCUGAUUGCCCAGUUGAAGCACGAGCUCAAGAAGACGGAAGGGGUUGCCGACAUGGUGAAGUGGUACAACUGGACCACGUUCGACAUCAUUGGCAGUCUGGUGGUGCUCCAGAACAUCCGACUCAGCUCAUAUGGCGCGCUGAUGGAGAGAUAUUCGAUUUUCAAACGGCUGGUGAUGGGCCUUCUGCCCCGUCAUCUGCUGGAGAUGCGAAAUUUCCAUCUGACGGUGAUCCGGGACAAGAUUGCGUGGCGGUCGGAGAAGCCACGUCUCAUACCUGACGAGAGCGACCUCCCCUUGAGAGCGACCUCCCCUUAUCGCCGGGGGAGUUGGAGGCCAACCUCGACAUCCGCAACGGCGUUGUCUGCGGCGAGCUACUACCUCUGUCGCAACCAGGCCGCGGCGCAGAAGCUGCGAGAGGAGAUUACCACCGCGUUCCAGAGCGAAAGUGACAUGUGCCAUGACACGGCGGUGAUCCGAGAGGCACUGCGUCUCUACCCACCGACGCCGGUUGGGCUCCCUCGACGGGUGACGGUCGUGUAUAUCACUCAGUACAGUGCCUAUCACUCAGCGCUGAAUCUUCGAGAACGCAACGAGUUCCGGCCGGAGCUGUGGUUGGGGGAUCCCUCGUACGCCUCGGACAAUCUGUCUGUCGUGCAGACCUUUAUUACGGGGCCGUAUAGCUGCAUUGGGAAGAGUCUGGCCUAUAUGGAGAUCGGUGUGGUACUUGCCAAGAUGGUGUGGCAUUUUGAAUGGGAGCUGUCGUCCUCGUGUUGUUUUGAAAAGGAAAAGGUGUAUGCUCUGUGGCAAAAGUCGCCGAUGGAACUCCGGCUGCGUGAUCUGGUUUCGCAGUAG
Aspergillus terreus NIH2624 is the source of this 1329-nucleotide messenger RNA. RefSeq lists its product as uncharacterized. Gene Ontology annotation, molecular function: oxidoreductase activity, acting on paired donors, with incorporation or reduction of molecular oxygen; monooxygenase activity; iron ion binding. The transcript is spliced from 5 exons. Lineage: Eukaryota; Fungi; Ascomycota; Eurotiomycetes; Eurotiales; Aspergillaceae. The record is from RefSeq and is a predicted model, not a curated record. Bases 1 to 1329 code for a protein of 442 amino acids.